GGGGCGGAGUUAGUGGUGAGGCUGCUGGUUGUGCUUGUGGACGAGGGGUUGUCUGUUAGCUGGCUUGGGAUGUAUUGACUCUGCUCCAUCUCCUUGAUUAAACCGGCCGCCUUGAAGGGGAGUCGCAGCGGAGUGUGAGAGCAGAAAGUCAGACGGAGAAAUGAGAGCGGACCUAGACGUGGCAUCUCCACCACCAUGCAGCCGACCACCACCAGCCGUCCAGUUUCUACAAUUACAUGAGCCGAUGAACGCCAGUUUGUCUGUGUCUUGCAGACGGGCAGCAGAAGCGAGCAGUCCCGGAGAUGAACACAUAGGCCAACGCCUCGCUGCAGCUACACACAGGGAAUGAAAACGCUCCCAAGAUGGUCCGCAUCGUCAAGGCCCUCGGUUUGGUUAUUCUGUGCGUCGCUGUGCUCAUACUGUCGCUCAUCAGCUAUGUGUCCCUUAGGAAAGACAGCCUCUUCGCCUCCUCUAAAUACUACAUGGGAGGACCUAGGGUAAUGUUUCAUGCGAGAUUUCGGUCUCAGUUUGCCAUGAACUUCCUGGACCCCUCCUUCAUCCCAUUAACCAAUGCCCUGAAUGAAGAGCUUCAAGGAAAACCAUACAAAUGGAAGUUCAACAAGACAGCUUUUUAUCAGCAGAGGAAAGAUAUCUUCAACUACAUCGACAUUCCCAAAAACUUCUCCCUCACAAAGAAUAGUGUACGUGUGGGCCAGCUGAUGCACUUUGACUACUCCAGCCACAAAUAUGUUUUCUCGAUCAGCAACAACUUCAAAUCCCUGCUCCCAGAUACCUCUCCCAUCCGCAACAAGCAUUACAGCAUAUGCUCUGUGGUGGGAAACAGUGGCAUCCUGACAGGUAGCCACUGUGGCCCAGAGAUCGACCAGGCCGACUUUGUCUUCCGCUGCAACUUUGCCCCCACAGAUGUCUACUCAAAGGAUGUGGGAAAGAAGACCAACCUGACCACCUUCAACCCCAGCAUCCUGGAGAGGUACUACAAUAACCUCUUGACCAUUCAAGACAGGAAUAACUUCUUCCUCAACCUGAAGAAGCUGGAGGGAGCCAUCCUGUGGAUCCCCGCCUUCUUCCUUCAUACCUCAGCCACAGUAACCAGGACCCUGGUGGACUUCUUUGUGGAGCACAAGGGCCAACUGAAGGUCGAACUGGCCUGGCCUGGAAACAUCAUGCAUGAUGUCAACAAAUACUGGAAAACUAAAAACCUCUCCCCUAAACGCCUCAGCACUGGAAUCCUCAUGUACACUCUGGCCUCUGCCAUGUGCGACGAGAUCCACCUCUACGGCUUCUGGCCCUUUGGCUGGGACCCCAACACGGGAAAGGAUCUGCCUUACCACUACUACGACAAGAAAGGGACCAAAUUCACCACCAAGUGGCAGGAGACCCAUCAGCUGCCCACCGAGUUCAAGCUGCUCUACAAGCUGCACCGGGAAGGCGUGAUCAGACUCAGCCUGACGCACUGCUCUUAGGCACACAAUGAGUACUGGAUGGUUGAAGAGGUGACUCCAAAGAUGGUGACCCAGAUCCAUCAGCUCAGCUUACACUUUUGUUGUGGCCCACAGUGCAUGAUUAGAGUUAAGUCAGUUUUUGACACCCACAUUUCACAAACACACACAUCACACUGUAAUGCCACAUGAAGAUGUCAGGCUCACUCGGGAUGUAAAUCACAGCGUUGUUACUCAUCCAGUAUGUUGUUGUCUUCAGUACCACAAUUAGGACUUUUAUGCUGCUCAGUUGCUUCCAUUGAUCUCCUUUGCAUGGCUGAUGGCUGAUGGCCGUGGCUAAACAGCUCGAUCUUAACAAACGUCUGUUUUAACUGCAGGGGAUUCUGCUGUGGAAAUGCCAGCAGUGAAAUCUUCAAGUUCUGUUUGACAUGGUGUUGAUUGAUUAAUCGCCUUUUACAACAGUAUACUGAUUCUGUACACUGAAAUCACUGCCUAAUCUCAGGGAAGGAGUUAGAUCAGUGUUUUUUUGUAAUCAGAUUUAAUGCCUCAAGAGAGGUGUAGUUUCUGUUUUCAGGCCUUUCCCCCCAAGAGGUGUGCCACAAGCUGCACUACUCUGGAAGAUGGUAUGUGUUUACAAGAUUGUACUCUAUAUAAAUAUAAAUAUACUUGUGUGUCUUUUACUCUCUGUAGACAGUCGUGACAGACUGUCCACUUCAAAUUUUGCUGAAAGUUUUUGGAAUAAUAAUCAACAUUCCAACAAUAAGCCAUAAAUUCAUGGACAAAUGGGGUGUGUUGUGCUAACAUGCUGGACUCUUGAGAGUAGAAUCAGCCUACAUUAGGUUCUGAGACAAUAACACGAGAUAUCUGCAAAAAAGAGACUACGUCUAUGGUCACGCUAGCGACUUCAUUAAUGUCACAAUGCCGAAUUAGCAAGCAAUGCAUGGGAAAAACAAUAAUGCUGUUUACAAACUCUAACAGCUCUUCCUAAAUUGUUUUCAGUUCAUCAGACUUGUUGAACCCUCUGGAUUAAAUAUAUUUGGUCUACUGUAUGUUUAAGAAAGGAUUUUUAACUUGUAACCCACGUUGCUGUACCCUAUAUGUAUCCAGGAAGCUGGAAAUUAUACAUUUCCUUGCUCUUCUUCAACAUGGGGAAAAAUUUACAUUUUAUUUUUUAAAUGAAAAUUUACAAAGAGAUCCUGUAGUUGUAUCUUUGUAAAUCCUUGAAGUUUUUUUUAGAAGUAACUUUUGAUUUGAUAAAGUCACUGCCCCCCCCAAGAAAAAGGAACCUUUAAAAACAAUUAUCCUUAUAAGCUUUGUAUUGUUUGGACAAACAAGAAGUAAGAUGUUAUACAGACUUAUACAGACUACAGGUUUUUGUAGUUGUACUCCCGUUAUCUUUGGACAGGGCCUGUAGCUGUUUUUUUCAAAAGUUGUUUUCAAAGUUUAGUCUUAACAGUAUGCUUAGCUAAGCUAACUAGCUAUGACUCCAACAAACUCUCACAAGCAGGGGCGUGUACCCAAAGUGCCAACCCAAAAGCCAAAUCUAUGACUGGCUAUGUGUCUAAUCAGAGGCGGAACUUAAGUACAAAUCAACUAUUCUGGCUGUUUCCACAUGCUAAUGUUAGUGCUUUUAGUAGUGUAUAUUUAUUUUACGCUUUCCAUGAAAAUUUCUAAGGACUAAUGUGUGCAAACUGUCAAAUUGGCAAUGGACUUAAUUGCCGUUAAAUGUAUGUUUGCCAGUUAGACAGCAAACAAGAGUUUGCAUGCAUUUAAAAUUGUGAGUCCCUAAAAGAUCAAGCUAAGAAGAUUUAUAUGUUGCCAAAUAGUGUUACCUGCUUAUUAUUAGUGGGGAUAGAAAGGGUGUAAAUAAUAAUUUGUGUGCGUGUGCCCUCAAACUUAAUGCCGACCCUGCAUAAGUCAAUGCCCCAGGUGGGCCAACCCAGUCAUAAGAGUCUGGACACAUCCCUGCUCACAAGAAAGCUAAUAAACGUUUUUUUUUAAAGUACUCAUAGUAUAUUUUGUCCGAAUCCAUUACCUGAGCUAGUUAAUUUAAGCUGUAAUAAAGAAAGGAAAUCUUCAGCAGGGUUAACAACUGAAAAACAUUUCUGAUUGCUAAACGCAUUAUUGGAAAAUAUCUGACUGCUAACCUCAAUCAUGCUAAUUGAUAAUUUUACCGGUUAAUUUACACUUGGUAAAAGAGGUGAAUUGUUUUGUUUUGUAAAGUCUAAUUUAAAAUCUAAAAAGCUUCCAUUUUUACAGUGCAGAGUGCAGUCCUUUUUUUUUUUUUACCACUUAAUGAGAACAGGAUGUGCUGUAGCAAGUUAAGCUAGCCAACUAUGCUAGCUUUGUCAAUGGGAAAUGUGAGGCUUGUCACCUUUUUUAGGUUUUUAAAUUGAGAAACUUAUAUAUAAAUGUGAUUUCAUAUUAACUUUAGAAUUACACACUUAAGCAUUGUUUGAAUUUGUAAACAGCUGCAACUGAAGUGUUUUGUGACCUACAAUGAGGCGUUAGCGUGGCUACAAACAUCAGGAAACAACAUUUGGACACAGUUUCUUCAAAAAGUGAAUACCAACAACUAUUCCGAGUUUUGCCACUAUCUUAAUUACUAAAACAAUGAAUUAGAAUUGUGAUAUUUAUAAAUGAGCUUUUCUUGGUAGAGAAAAAGCUAUUUAGUUGCCAUGUAUCUAUAUCAAUUUCAAUAUUUAUGAUCUAAAACAGAGUAAUGAAUGAACGUUAUGUGACAUAUUGCAUCUUGUAUAAAGCGCAUGAUCCAUUUUAAUGGCAUAGCAUGUGAGGCACUAACAAAUCUUUUGAGCUAGUUUUUUACAACCUUUUUGAUGAUCGUUUGAUGGAAAAAUUUAGUUAUUUGCUUUUCUUUGUUUUCCUGGUGGUUUUUUCCUUAAGAGUAUCACCAGUGUCUUUGUAUGAGAUGUUUGAAGACUAAAAAAUGAACUUCUAUAUUUCACGUGGGACCAAACCUCUGCAGAUAAACUAAAUAUCAACAGCAUUAUUUUUUUUGUAAAAGUAGGUCAUCUUUGGAGUUUAAUUAUGCCAGACUGAAGCCAAGAGGUGGAUAUAGCGUUCAGGACUGGGCCCAAACACUGAAAGCUGGCCACAUGACCAUCUCAUGACCAUCUCAUGACCAUGCAACAUGUGCUCCUUGUUGCAAAUUCUGGCUGAGACCAAGCUUUAAUAUACAGAGCAAUGCAGUCAUUUACACUUUCCAGAUGUAGUGUGUGCUUUCGUGCUCACUCAGAAUUACUGUGGCAGGCAUUUCCUUGCUACCCUUUCCUCACACAAAGAAUUUCUUCUCCGUCUGUCUCCCCCGGCAACACUGAAAAUUUCUUUUUUUUGUCCCCUUAGGCAACACUGAACAUUUUUUGACAACUAACUUUUGUCUCGUCUGUAACUCAGUCACCACAACAGCCAUGAAAACACAUAUCUGAUUGAAGUCUGAAAAUCUAAUCUUUAGGCAAUUUUUUUUAUUGGUCAUUUAUGUGUAUGGAUAAUCUCUGUAGUCUCUUCAUUAGGAAUGUUUUGUAUGUACACCAAAGACCAUUUGUUUAAAAGGAGAAAGAAAUGUUACUUAAGCUUCAUACAGAUUUUUUUUUUUUUUUUUUGGGGGGGGGGGGGGAUUUGUGAACCUGUAUGUUUACUAACAAGUAUAAGUAGAAGAAGUGUAGUAUCCUCUUUUUUGGUGUCGAGUUUCAUGUUGAUCACUUUUUGUGGCACACAAAUCAUUCAAAUGGUUUGCUUUUUGACUGCAGCCAAAGUAUUGUUGUGAAACUUAUUUGUGACUCCAUGAAUGUCCUCCUAGGGAUUGACUUGUCUGAAUAAUCUGCUGAUGUGUGCUGGAAAUUCUCCAAUAGGCAUCUUUUAAUUUUUUUAAGCAAUCUGUAGAAUGUGUGUAAAACAAUACUGAUACUAACAAAGUCUGUGAGGAUUGUAAUUCCAGUAAGAACAACAGUAAAGCUUUUUGUGCAUUACAUUUAAAGACUGUGACAUUCACAACUUAACCAUAAAGUGUUUUUAUUCCAAAUGCAGCACCAUACAUGAGACGUUCCGACAGCCCUUUAACAUUCUUGUAAUUGUGUUCGAUCUGCAUGGCAACUAUGUUCCAUAAUGCAUAAAAAAGCUUGGCUGCUUAUGUACAUAUCGUAUAAAAGUCAUAAAUCAUUCAAGGGACUUUGCUAUCUUGGUUGUUCUAACAAAACCGAUCAUACAUAUAGGAAAUGUAACCAUGUCUUCAAUGUUUUUUGAGUAUACUUUACGAUAAAUAUAUGUUAUGUGCCUGCAUAUUCCUUCCAUCAAUGCCUAAUGUGUCAAAUAAAACAGUAUUUUUCUCUGAUUUGA
Molecule: messenger RNA, 5813 nt
Organism: Labrus bergylta (ballan wrasse)
Lineage: Eukaryota; Metazoa; Chordata; Actinopteri; Labriformes; Labridae
Product: alpha-N-acetylneuraminate alpha-2,8-sialyltransferase ST8SIA3
Biological process (GO): N-glycan processing; oligosaccharide metabolic process
Molecular function (GO): alpha-N-acetylneuraminate alpha-2,8-sialyltransferase activity
Source: RefSeq, a predicted model, not a curated record